AUCUAAGAUUCUGUACCAUAGCCAACUAUAUUCUGUUUUGCAGCUGCUUUUACGAUACUUACCAAGACUCCUGUAGUCCGGUCAAAGCUACAGCAAGAUGUUUUCCUGGACUGUACCUUUUCUGUGGACCACCAGGCAGAUGCUACAGUUACUUGGACCUUCCAAAAGAAGGGCUGGGAAGUAAUAAAACUAGUAUCUUAUUUGGGAUCUACAAGAUCAGUACAAUACCACAGCAAAAAUGUUGUCAUGCAGAAAGACAAGUUGCCAAAGGGGGAUGCUUCCAUCUUGGUGAGAAAUGUGGAUUUGGAGAACCAGGGAGUUUACUCCUGUUCUGUGACUGUGAACUCCCUAUAUGGGUACCAAAAGAUACACUUAGACAUUGUGGGUAUGUAUUUCUGGAACACACAUAUCCUAGCUGAAAUUUGUUACUCAAAUGAAAAUAUUGGUGGAGAAUGUAAACAAUGCUGCAACAUGUUCAGUGAAAACUUGUAAUGGUAGAAGUUGAAAUAGUAACACAGAGACUGGGCACCUAGUGUCCUCUGGUGCUGGGGGCAGAGCUGAAGAAGACAUAUGCUGAUCUAGCCAACCAUUCAUUGACUGAAAGAAUCAGCUGACCGCUCUCAACCAUUGAAUGAUAAUGAGUGCAUAGAAAUAUGCACAGAAUCUAGCAGAGGUAGGCAACCUAUGGCACUCCAGAUGUUGUGGACUACAUCUUUCUAAUGCUCUUUCAGCAAAGUGCUGGCAAAGCAUCAUUGCAGGUGCAGUCCAAAACAUCAGGAGUGCCGAGGGUUGCCUACCCCUGGAAUAGACAGUAGCCAUUUCGGAAAUCUUGUUUUGGGUUGGCUAAUAAUACCCCAGUGACAUGACUGGAGGUGGAAUUACAUCUCCACCAUCAAAAUAGUGUUUGUGCAAUGUUUUAUAGCAAAACACUGCACAUACACACUCAAGGCACCAUAAUCACUUCAAAACACUAAAGUGUUUAUGGUACUUGGUUCUCUUAAUUGACAUCCAGUUUGCCAAAUUUUGGGCCAAAAUGGCAGAGUUAGAAAAUUUCAAGUUGGUUGUUAAGUCACCAUAUCUCAUAGUUUUAUGAUUCCUUAUAGAUAAUGUGCACCAUAAAUGAGCUGUACAUUUUUUUUGUUCACUACAAUACAAAUGUUUACUUUUAUCACGUUUGUGACAGAACACUCAUACACACUACUAUUUUUCCAAAAUACUGCAAGUCUAACAUUUUUAACAGAAUUUGAGGUUGGUUACAUUUUCACAGAUCAGAUAGACUUAUGCACUAUAUUGCAUGUAUUACAUUGGACCCGCAAUGCGUGUUUUGCUCUUGUGAGCUUUAUUUAUUAGGUAGAAUUUAAAAGCCCAGAGAAAAAAAAAACAUUUGUUUUUGUAAACUUGAAAUAUUUUUGUUGCUAGAAAUUAUUCAAUUUUAUUGCAAAACAAAGUACACUUAAGACAUUAAUUAAAUGCAUUUUUUGUUGUUUUAUUUUUAUUUUGUUUUAACAGAAUCCCCAGUCGUUCAUGUAAAUGCUGAAUCUCUUGUGUUAGAAGAGGGAGAAGAGAAGAAGCUUCUGUGUGCUGCAUCACACUACUAUCCACUGGAUGUGGACAUUGAAUGGCUGCGAGAAGACCACCGUCAAUCGUUCCUGCCAAUCAGAAUUCAGAAUAUAAUGCAUAGUAGCCACAAGCAUAACAUUGAUGGUACCUACAGCAUAUCAGGCUUCUUUAUGUUCAAAGCAACUCCCAAGGAUAAUGGAGUUACUUUCACGUGCCGUGUGGAGCACUUAAGUCUAACACACGCUAUUAGGAAAAGCGUGAUGAUCACUGUUACAGGUACAUUAUGAAUGCACCUACUGUUUGGCAAGUCUAAAUAGCUCAUGAGUUCAUUGUAUUGGGAAUUGCCGAUCUUCAUUGUAUAAUAUAGAGUAGUACAAGCAAAGAGAGUUAUUUCGUAGGAGCAGUUUAAGUAAAUAUGUCAUUAAGUAGAAUACUUCCCGCUUUCUCCUGUCCAACGGCUAUUAUUGCCAGUAUCCAACUCAUAGUCCAUUCUCGUCCUUUUCCUGUUUUAGUCUCCAGUUGAAGGAUUUCUUAUUAGAGUCCAUUUUAAAUAGGGUGUUUUUUUGUACAAGUCUGGAUAGCAAGAUCUGAAGGCAUCCCUAACAUAAUCAUUUAAUCGUGAAAGAGGUGCAAACUAAAAUUCUAAUUAUAUUAUGGAGAGAGCACUUUUGUUGCCAAGUCUUUCUUUAAGAACCGAUUUGUAAGCAUUUGUGUCCCCUUUUCUUCCUAUCUAAAUAAAAAGAAGAGCAUCCAGUAGUAUAUUAAUUCAUUUUAUGGCAGCUAUUGGCAUCAAUUAGUUGGGUAAUUCACCUUGGAUCUCAGCCUCUACUAAAUUGAAAAUGGCAAUAAGCAUCAUCAGGACCAGAUUUACCCUCCUUGCUGCCCCAACGCCAGUAUCCUCAAUGCAUCCCCCAUGCUAUACAUAUACAUACACACACACACACACACAUAUAUACACAUGCAUGCAUACAUAUAUACCAGGGGUAGGCAAGCUUCGGUACUCCAGAUGUUGCAGACUCCCAUGAUUAAAUGGACACUGUAGGCACCCAGACCACUUCAGCUCAUUGAAGGGGUCUGGGUGCUGUGUCCCUCUUGCACCUAGUGCUGCAAUGUUAAACAUUGCAAUUCCAGAGAACUGCAAUGUUUACAUUGCAGCACUAACUCUGCCCCCCCCCCCCCGUGGCUGUCUACUAGACUGGGGGGCGCUUCUGGAAUCGUAACAGACUUUUGGUCUGUUAUCCGAUGCUGGACAUCCUCACGCUCUGCAUGAGGACCUCCAGCGUCAGAUUUUUCCCCAUAGGAAAGCAUUGAUUCAAUGCUUUCCUAUGUGGAGGUCUAAUGCACGCCUUGCAUUUGCCGCGCAUGUGCAUUAGACCCCACACAUCGCGGGACGGCGCUGGGAUAAGGUAAGUAAAUAAAGGGUUUCUAACCCUUUAUUUACCAGGGAGGCAGAGCGUGAGUGAGGGUGGAGGCAGAGGGAUCAGUACAGUAUCCCUUUAUUUUAAGUGCAUUAUUAGAGAUGUAGUCCAAAACAUCUGGAGUUCCAAAAGGUUGGAUAUUCCUGAUAUAUAUGUAUAUAAUGUCAAAAUACCAGAGUGUUGCAGUAUGCAGUGAUACCUUUUUAUUGGACUGACAAAAUGCUUAAAAGCUUUUGAGAGUUUUCCGCUCUUUCUCAAGUCCAAAGUCAAUAUUGAUCAAUAUGAAAGAGUGUAACACUUAAAAAAACUGAUGUUGUUCAAAAAUGGUUAUUUAAACACAAACCUUAAAGUUUUAUUUAUUCCUUUACCAAUUCUCCCACUUUACUUAUAUUUGAGCAAUGUAUAUAUACACAUAUAUGCAGCUAUAUAUUUGUAUUGUCUUUCUCUGCUGUUUUUAACCCAUUUGCACUGUUAGGACAUAUCAUCACAUCCUGAAGUGCAUGUGCUUAAAUGACUUUAGGGCAUAUUAACACAUCCUAACGUCCGUGGCAGUGGAGUACUACAAAUUCCCCAGAUUAAACAAACCUUGCUGGAUCUGAUUGCCUGAGAGCCGAGGUAGUCCGCCUGCAGCCAUUUCCGCCAAUCCGAAUCAUGUGAUCGCAAUGACAGAUUGCAAGAUUGACUGCAGGGGGACUGUCUGGGUUGUCAGAUCCCCCAACAUAUAAAUAAUAAUAUUAUUAUGCACAAAUAACAUAUAAAAUAUCAUGUAUGCAUGGACCCCUGGGGAAAUAUCCCGAGUCGGCCUCAGUCACACAGCAGGAGAAUGUCUCCCUUCUCCUGACACCUGCCCUCAGGCAAUAACCCCAUUGGCAAAAUCCGACCCUGAGCAUCUUUUAGAACUCCAUCCUGUUCCAUUGAGAUUUUUUUUUUUUUAAGCAGUCACUUGACCAUAUUCAGUCACUCUAAUGCUUUUAUUUACCUCUACAACAUUCCUUAUAUAAACAUAGUGUGGGUAUCUGAAGAAAAACAUCUGUUUGAAAAGCAUUCAUCGUAGUGUCCUCACUUUGCAUAUGAUUGGAGAUAAAGAUUAUUUAUUGGUUUAGCAAAUCUAACUGUAUCUUUUUAACAGGUUCAUCAAGGUGGAGCUUGGAAGAUUGGCCGCUGCUAGCUCUCAUUGCUAUGUUUAUUGUGAUACUCCUCUACCUGGCAAAAUAUCUUUAUACAGGUAACAAGUCCGUAGUUUAUGAAAAGACUUACAUAUAAAGUAUUUCUCACAUUGAUUAGAUUGCAGCAAGUUUCAGAGAAGAACGACUAGUGUUUCUUUGCUUUAUCAUUUGCUGAGAGCCGUACACUAAAUAGGCAUCCAACAAGUGGAAACGUGUCUUAAAAUCUACGGUUAAGCAUAUCCAACCAUACUGCACCAUCAAUACCUAUUCCUGUCCAGUCAGCGGUGCAUGUAUCGUUGUGCCUUAAGUGGUAUAAACGUUUGCACAGAGAUGGUAUCCGUGUCUGUUCAGCUAGUCGUUGCUCGUUCAGGUUUACAACCUGCCUUGCUAUGUCCAUUUAUAAAUAAAAUAAAAAAAGAAAACUUUUUUUUUUUUUAAAUGAAAGAAGAGUCUAUAGAGUCAUCAACCAUCAGCUGCACAGCAAUAGAUAGAUACAAAAAUCAAUAAAACUCCAAAGGAUUUACCAUCCCCUCUGCUUCAGUGCCAGUCUGCAACUGGUAGAUAUGGAAAGAAAUUCACAAUUUCACAACUUCUUCAACCUUUUGGAAACCAUUUUAUACAGACCAAUAAUACUACUAUUAGAAGAUGGCUGUAUCUUUGUACUUGGAUCACAGGCUUCAAAGAAUUACACAUUGGAGUCCUCUUCUUUCUUCCUUUUUUCUAAUUCUGCACUUUUUAACCCGUAUAACUCCUUAUAAUAUAAUAUAAUGACUGAGACACAUUAGUUCAGUAGACCCAUAGUAGAUAUGAAGUAAUAAGCAAUCUGUGACACUCUGGAUAUUACUGAACUACAGCACCCAUGAUGCUAUAGGUUUAAGGAUUUUCUAGUUCACCAUCGAUAUGAGAGCUAAAAGGAUUCUAGGCAUCAUUUAUGGCUGAAUUACUUUUACAUCAGGGUUAUUCAGUAAAUUUGCCUUUCAGUUUUAGAGGUUGAUUUAAUAUUAACCGCUAGGUAAUAAAGACAGCUUAUCAAUACGUUUUUAAUAGUUCCGAGUGAUUUAAUAAAUGCAAUUUAAGGCUUAUCGAAAGCUACGACAUUUUGAUUUCUGAACAUUUUGAAAAUUUUUAAAACCACUCAAAUAUUUUCUAACAUCAGGAAGACGGCUACCAGAGGCAUGUAAAUCCUGCAAUGAAAACAUGUCCAUUCCUGCAGGGCAAUCAUAUUGUACAUUGCAGGGUUAAAAUGACAGGGACAUGGCACCAAGACCACUUCAUUGAGAUAAAGUGACCCCUUUAAAGAUCACUUGAAGCCAUUGUCCAAGAGUCAUAAGACAGUAUGUGGCAUGGCACAUAUUUUAAAUUGAAUACAUUUACCUGCAUCUAUCAGUUUUCAGAGGACUGAGGAUGUUGUGAGUGGAAUAUCUCAGUCUCCAGGGCUCUGGGACAUUUCCUCACUGCCCUUAAGACUCAGUCUCGGAUGUUCUUUUAUAUUCCCUCUCUUUCCAAUAUAUUUUAACCACGUCCAAAUUAUUUUGCUUGCACCUGAUCAAUUUCAAAUUCCAUUUCUUCCAAUCAACCUUUUUAUCAAGUACAGGUGGUCAAAAUUCAGAUGAUAUUAAAUCAAUUUGAAAUCUGAGGAAAUUUGAUGUCAUAGCUAGUUGGUCAUUUUCGACUGGAUCUUUCAAAUAGUAACUGGGUUAAUUUUCUAAAAGUUGGUGUUUAGUGAAUAACCUUAAAUGUAAAUUUCUCCUGCCUACGCUUGGUUGUAUUUAUAUAUUUACAUUUAAUAUAUUCACUAUGUUGUCAUAAAUAAGCAGUUUUUAUUAAUCAUGGAGACUACUACUUAUAUGUUGUAGUUUGUAUACUAACUAACAUGAAACAUGACUCCAUUUAAAAUAUUUGAUCAGGUUUUGUGGUAAAUAGUGUAUGGUAUAAUUGUGCAUGUUAAAAGGAACAGAUUGGCUGUGCUUGAUGUCUAUGUCAAGUUAAUUUACAGGGAAAUCAAAAUUGAAAAUUAAUAAUAAUAUGUCAGUGUUCCAUGUUGCUUAAUUUAUUUUUCGAAUUAAUUACUGCUUUUUCCCCCCACAGGAACAAACUCAAGCAAGGUAAGUUGUUUUUUUCUUUGUUACUAUGUUUGUUGCUAUUAUAAAUAUAUGAUUAAUGGAAUUUUGAAGGUCUGUGUCUGCCUUUGCAAAUGUAUUUACUUCCUGUUACUGAUCAACUAACUUCUGUAUACAAAUAUGUGACUAGAUCUUAAUGUAGGAUUGCGCAGAAAAGAACAAUGAGAACAAGGCGAGAGGCCAUCAGGGGCUAUAUUCACUUGUAAUAAAAAAAAAAGUGAAUGCAUUGUGCCUGCUGAUACACUGUAACACCAAAAAACAGUGCAUUGCUCUUGACUUGACAAAUGUGUUAGGUAAGAAUGAAUAAGAUUCCACUUAAUUUCUCAUUUAGAGUCCUGACUCAGUAUUAGGGGCCUAUAUACUCAAUGACUCUACCAGUGAUGUACGAAGGGGCAUAUUAAGGCAGAAUGCUGGAAUAUCAUUUAUUGCCAUUCUAUCCCUCAAUUCAUUUUUUACACUGCAAGGGAUAGAAUUAUCUUUUAGAAAACCGUCCAUUAAAUGUCUUCUGAUACUGCUGUGAAUUUGAGGACAGGGGAAUACAUUUGGCCUUGGGCAUGGGAUUAGCUGUAUAAAGCGUAGAUGAGCAGCAAGUAAGUAAUACACAUGCGGGUUAUGUGGGUAUGAAACCGGUAUAUGACAUGGAAUUAGUAGAAUUCAUUUGUUAUAGCGUAUGUUAUUUCGUACAAUAUGAGAUUGUGAUUCACUUUACUGCUUGUCAUUAAAAGAUACAUUUGAAUCAGGGAAUGUCUUUAGUUGAUGAAGACAUGGUCAGGCAUGUGAUCAGCAUAAUUAGACUUGUUUGGAAUAUUAUAAUAGGGCCAUAAAGUCGAGAUAAAAUGUAGGGUUAGAUGAAGAAUCCUGGGGUAGGGUUCAUGAUUUGGCAAAUAAGGUUAGGGUAGUGCAUGCGAACAGAAGUUAAGAACAUGGAAUUUGAGGUAUAAAGAUGGAGUAAAACAUAGUAUUAAAUGUACAUUUUAAGUAGAGCAAUUGCCUGGACACUGAAGAUUAUAAUGGACCUUUUCCUAAAAAUGGGAACAAAACAUAAACUAAAUGGGGACUCAUAUAUUUGGUACCACCUUCAGUGCCAUCUCCAUAGAGUUACAAAAACGACAUGUAUGGUUGCACUAGUACUAGGUUCCUUCCUGAUGAGAAUUUAGCAUGUAAUCCCAUCUCAGAGAUUAUAUGCUAAAAUGGUGGAAUGCUGCAUUAACUCGUUUGGUAAUGGUAGCUGUCCUUCAUCAUGGUGAUUGUGGCAAAUAACAUCACAAAAACAUGACUUGAAAUUUCUAAAACUGAAUUUAAUGUUGUUUGGAUGGAUGGCAUAUAAUUAAUUAUGUGAAGCAGGCCUCAACUUGUAAAUAACAGAUCCUGGUAAAAUUGUUAGUAAAUUGGUGGAUGAGCAUGUUUUUCAUUGUGUUUUUGUUUAGCCAAAGCCAUAUUAAGAACUGACAUACACUGGUACAUGACAGGUAAGCAGUGCUAAAAUAUGUGAAUCAAUUCAAUACAUUCUGAAGCUAUGAUUGGAUUUGUAAGUUUUAAUUAUCUCUAUAAGAUACAAUUGAAAAAAUAUUUGUGUUGUGUAUUUAUAAUUUUUUUUUAAAGAAUGUAUAUAUUUUUUUUUUGCCAAAGCAUCAUAGCUUUUACCUAAUGUAUUCUGACUUGUCAGUUACUCCUGCUUGAUCCUCACAUUUCAAACCAAUUCUCCAUUUCAUUAGAUACCACAAAGAAUUGCUUGGUAGUGAUGUCCCGAACGGUUCGCCACGAACGGUUUGCCGCGGACUCAUCAUUGAGUAAACGUUGACCCUGUACCGCACAGUCAGCAGACACAUUCCAGCCAAUCAGCAGCAGACCCUCCCUCCCAGACCCUCCCACCUCCUGGACAGCAUCCAUUUUACAUUCAUUGUGAAGCUGCAUUCUUAGUGAGCUGUCCAGGAUGUGGGAGGAACUGGGAGGGAGGGUCUGCUGCUGAUUGGCUGGAAUAUGUCUGCUGACUGUGAGGUACAGGGUCAAAGUUUACUCAAUGAUGAGUCCGUGGCGAACCGUUCGUGGCAAACCGUUCACGAACCGUUCGGCAAACCGUUCGGGACAUCACUAUUGCUUGGAAAUAAAAUUAGAGUAAUAACCUUUAUUCCUAAAAAUACUAUUUAAACUAUAUGUUCCAGUGCGAUCAUAUUGAAGUUCUUUAAUUAAUAUAUGUACCUGGGCUUGCGUAUUUAUUUAAAAGUUCCCAAUGAUAAUAAUCUUAAUAUUUGCUUAUGUUUUGGUGUGAAUAUCCUGUCUAGGCUAGAAACUUUAUAUGGAUUUUAAAAAUGUGUAAGAAAAUUAUACCUUUAUAAUACUUUAAAAAGAACUUUCAAAAGACAUCAAUAAAGACGAUAUAUAAAAUAGUGAUGAUUUUGAUUAUAGACAAAAUACUUUGAAAGGAAAAUCCAACUUUCAUUAAAGAUAUUUGUGUAGGAGUGGAUAAAUGAGGGUAUUUGAAAAAGCAGUAGCCUUAAAGGGACAUCAUAGUCACCAGAACAACUACAGCUUAUUGAAUUUGUUCUGGUGAGUAGAAUUAUUACCUUGUCUUUUCAGAGACAAUGCAGUGUUUACAUUACAGCCUAGUGAUACCUUAACUGGCCACUCCUUCCUUAGAUGGCUGUUAGAGAUCCUUCCUGGGUCAUGGCUGCCUAAAAUGCAUCCAAACAUUCAAUGUCUCCUCCUUCUGCAUGCAGACACUGAACUUUCCUCAUAGAGAUUCAUUGAUUCAAUUCAUCUCUAUGAGGAGAUGCUGAUUGGCCAGGGCUGAGUUUGAAUUGUGUUGGCUCUGCCCCUGAUCUGCCUCCUUGUCAGUCUCAGCCAAUCCUAUGGGGAAGCACUGUGAUUGGAUCAGGCCACCACUUCUGAUGAUGUCAGCAAACAGCUUGUUUUUCUGAGUCAGCAUGCAGAGUUACAGCUUCAGACUUGAAUACAAGUAAGAUUUUGCUAUUUUUAGGGAAGCAUGAGGGGACGGGGGGGGGGGGGCUAGAUGGUGGUUUUAACACUAUAGGGUCAGGAAUACAUGUUUGUGUUCCUGACCCUAUAGUGAUCCUUUAAGAGAAAUAAAAACAUAAGGUUCAUCAUACUACAACCAGCUGAUGAGUGGGGUAUUGCUUUAAUAGCACAUGAAAAGCGAAAAACAAACAAACAGGGGAAUAACCUCACCUCAGACCCCAAAAAAGGUUUAUGUUAAAUUCAUGGAUAAUGUUAGAUCUAUGGGAAUUAUGCAUAAAAAGCAUUUUUCCAAUCUAAAUGUCAUUUAUCUCAAUAUAACUGCAUUCUAUGGACCUUGGUUAACAUAUUUUAUUCACAGGUUGCUUCAACGAUUGGCAUUAAAAGAAGUGAUGGGAGCUACAGGGAACGAAGGUCAAACUUACUGCAAGUAACAAUUUUUUCAGAAAGGAUCCUUUACAUUAUCAAAGGAACCUUUUGGCAAGAAAAAAGAGAAUUUUUUUUCAUCAAUAGCAAAAGUGGAGAGUGUGGAUUUAUUGUCAAUGAAUAUUAUCUAAUAUACAAAUGUAUAAGUGUAUGAUGGUACUUGUAAAAAAUAAGCUAUGUUCUGGGAUUCUGAUAAUCUGGGAGAACAGAUGGGAAGUUUUCAAGAUCACCGCUUCCAGAUAAACAUUUCAAUGCAGGAUAUACGUAAAGAGAGACCUAUAUACAAGAGAGUACAUUGAGUGAAUGUUUCCUGAUUCUGUGAAUAACAUUCUUAUAAAAUACAUGUUAAAAUUGCAUUUUUAAUCUACACCCUAUACAUGUUCCAACACAAUAUAACUAUGUAAUCACUUUAGGACACAUGCAUUCUCUCCACUUUUUUUUUCUCUUAUAUUUUUGUUUAACUGUUUUAUAGAGUCGAUAAAAGAAAACGUUUAGGACAUGUUUCUGGUUUCUUGGAAACAUUUGUCAAUGUAUCCAGUCCAACAUUAGCCAAAAAAUACCAGGAUACAUGGCAAUGUACCCAGAUUUUUGUAGAAUUUCAUAGAAAGGUGAUCUGUCCACAACGACGUUGCAAGUUUUGAAAACACCUGGGGCUUGAGCACAAAGCAAAAUUUGGUGGUCCCUUCUAAGCCACAUUGCUAGCUCCUCCUAGGCUAGAUUUUGAUGGCAUGUGUAUACGAACACGCUGUGAAUCAUGUCUUAGUGUUUGUUUGGAUGUGUUUCUGUGUCUGUAGUGUAGUGUGUAUUUAAAGAUUGUCCGAAUUGUGAAUGCUGUCAUUCAGCGUCAGUGACCUGGAAAUACAGGGUUUCUGUUGUUUAAUUUUUUUCUGUACAAAGAUCUUAUGAGAUUACCAAUAACUUAGUUUUGGUAUACAGCACUAUUGUAAUCUACAGCUGCCCAGUAGAUGAUUUGAAUAAGGAAAUACUAUGAGGCCAAAAUAAAAUCCCAAGCAAACUCGGUUUUAAUAACAAAAUCACUAAUUUAGGACAAAAUAGCGGCUCGGCUGACUUUCGGUACGGAAGGUUGCAUGGAGUAAGGGCUCCGUAUCCAACCUAACCCAGAGCUCCACAUAAGCACGGAUUUUCUCCACAAAAUAUAACCCUAUGAAGCGCACAGUGUCCUACUACCAACUAAUAUCUUAUUCUAAACAAAUGAAACUCACUGAGCCAUUCCGACCUGGGAGAAAAGACCGCCAAAAGGUGCAACGAGAUGGCACCGACUCGGCCGCACAAUCUGAUAUUGGAAAGGCCCCUCGGAGCCUGACCUCACCCCAGACACACUAGGGGACAAACCGGUAUCAGAAAAAAGCGUCUAUAAAAUGCUCCAAGACCUAAGAUCAACAAUUCAGAAGGAUUUCCAGCAGAUUACUUCCUCCAUUCACAAAGACCUUGCAGAUCUGGGGGAGAGGAUAAACCACCUCGAACAUAAAACAGAGGAAUUGUGCACUGUGCACAAUGAUGUGGCUGAUAGGAUCAAGAGACUAGAAGAGGAACACACCAUGAUGAAAAACAAACUUGCUGACAUGGAGGACAGGUCCCAUCAAAAUGAUGUCCACUUUAGUGGCAUUGCUGACUCUGUCACCAUAGAUUAACUCUCGCCCUACAUCUGCACAAUGUGCCAGGCACUUGUACUGGAGCUGCAGGACACAGCAUGGCUGUUGGAUAGAGUGCAUUGUCUGCUGAGACCUGCCCGAUUCACUGCGGCCACACCGAGGGAUGUGGUGGCACCCUUCCACUACUAUAAGUCUAAGGCAGCCCUACUGAAUACCACCAGGAAGCUACAAAUGCUGCCGGAGCCGUACCAGCAUCUCAACCUUUUUGCUGACCUGUCAGCUUCCACUAUGGCAUGGAGGAGGGGAUUUCUUACAACAACAAAGAACCUCCGCAAUCACAAGAUCCUGUAUCACUGGGGCUUCCCAACGAAGCUGCUGAUUUGGCGCAAUGGUUCCCUUCAUACAGUCCUGGAACCAGAGGUUGGUUUUAGCAAAAUCAAGGAGUGGGGCCUGUGGAGGAACCCAGAAGCGGACUCACCUGCAAAACCGCACUCGCCUAAAAUAAUGCCAGAAUGGUCCAUGGCCGGUUCCCAGAAAUUAGCUUAAAAAGUGGACUACCAAGACUGCUAACCAUUACUCAUUGUCAGCUAGGAGACCAGGACUGCUUGUGGAGUUUUAUAGUCCACCGGCCACUCAGAAGAUGGUGAUCAUGCCCCACGUCCGCGGACUUCUACCUAUGGACUCGUCACGGACUUCUUCAAUGGCAGGUCAUAUGCAUUACUCAUCGGACACGUAAGAUACGUUACACAAUAUCGCAAAAAUGAAAAAACAAAACAAAAAAAAUAACAAUAAGCAGAAACACACACACAAAAAAAAGUUGAGAUCCAUACUACAGGAGUUGCUAACUUGUUGUAUUGUUAUAUGACAUUCUGAGAUGUAUUGCCAAUAUUUUGGUUUACUUUAAAUGUUUAAAAGUUGUUGUUGCUCCAUCUGACCCCAUCAGUACGUAUCCAGAUACAUUAGUUCUCAUGGGCUGAAUGCUAAAGGAGCAAGCGCUCUGUUGCAUCUUUGCGUGCUGUCGGGUAGGGAGUUGGUGAAGCAGAUGGUGUUGGGCUUCUGUGUUAAAUGUAGUGUAUAAAAAUUGAUUUAAUGUCCAUCCCACAUGUACUUAGCUCAUACCAGUGCUGGGGCUCGCCCAACUAAUCGCCCUGUGAAACCCAGCAACAGGGAUCUGGGUUUCCUUGUAGCCUAGGACCGACAUGAUGCAGGGGAAAACACCAAGCAUUUUGACAGCACAAAUACCAUGAUUCUGAGUAGUUGAGAUAUGGGGAUAUCACUAAGGUUGAUUCUAUUUACUUAUGCCUACUGCGGGCCACGCUGCCCUAUAAGAGAGCACUCUUUAUGAGUGGUAUAUAAAUGGGAGUUAAUUAUAUGCUAAUAUACUGCUAUGGUAUGCCCGCAGGUUUAAAAUGAACUCUUUUAGGCUAUACCCUACAGUACUGAAGGAGAAAAUCCCACGUACCAAAAGCAAAUAUGGUUUGGGUUGCUCUGGCCUCUCCUACCACACUCCCCCAGGUGAUUGAUACGGUGCAUGGCACACCAGGCCCAGCAUCUGGCCGCAGCUUACACUCUCCUCACCAAGAGAAAUUGUAUAUACUUUGUUUAUGUUGUAUUGUUAUUUGCAUUAAUGUUUGUUAUUGAAUUGCCAGUGGACCCUUUUCAUACAAUAUUGACCGCUCAAUGCCACGGUAAUGGCUGGGUAGUUGGGGCUCCCCACCCUCCAAAGUGCCACAGUUGGGAAUCACGUUGACUGUCCAAUCCCCAUUAGAAAAUGCAGGUUGUGGGUUUACUGGCUAAACCUUUUUGUUAAAACUUUUGUUAAAACUUAGGUCAACAAUGGUUAAUUUUAAUGUGCUGUUUCUUGUUUUCAAUGUCAUGUUCGUAUUUCUUGAGCUGGGUGGCGGGCAGGGUUGCCUCUUCGGUACACAGCACAAUAACUAAAAUGUGGCCGCACCAGAACGUAUACGGAUAUUAAGCUUGGGAACCACAACUAAUCGUGUAGUGUAGUGAAUGCCUGUCUGUGACAUGUUGCUAUGCCAAUGAGAUAAAUGUUUUCUACAAGGUGAUUGUUAACCAAUAUGGAAAUGGUAGUGCUGUCUGCUACUUGUGUACUUGUGUUUUUUGAUUUGUGUCAUGUAACUUAAAAGUAUUACAGUACCUGUAUUUAUCAUGUACAACAAUAACAAAAAUUUCAAUAAAAAUGAUACAUGAAAAAAAAAAAGACAAGAUAGCCAUAUAUAUCACACUUAAAUCUUUACCCCAUACAUCAGUCUUUGUCACCCACUUUGUUUCUCUCAUCGUCACCCCUAGUUGUGCCAUUGGCUCACCUUUAAUUAUUCUCCUCCUGCUCCCCAAGCCACCAUCUUCUGCCCCAAUCUGUCCCAGAGCAGCCUGCCACUGUGACAUCACAGUGAUAAUGUUUCCUCCUCCAGACAUCUUACUGUGUUCACACGCGUGGUAGGAGCGCCCUGCCAGGUCUUGAAAAAUAAAUUUAAAUAGUGGGUAGGUUGCAGCGCCCAGCAACUAUUACUAUCUUAAAUUAUGAUGGACCCUUUGGGGACAUCCUUUGAUCCCCCAGACUGGCCAUAGCUGUGUACCCCUGGCCCCUGGUGAUCAGUCCUCCACUGUCUAGGAACAGCCUCAUCACUCAAUUUCCAGCAUGCAUUUGCACAAUGCAGAACUUUAGUGAUGACAUUCCCAACCCCAUUAAGCACAAGAACUAGGUUAUUCUCAGCUAGUCUCCCCAGUCCCUGGAAUUAUAUGGCCUUCACCAUGUACUGCAUGUUUCAGUACUCUGCAGUUUUGUGUCAGAACUUCAAUGAUUUUACACAACAUGCUUCAUUGAUGACUCUCUAUCACAAUCUGCUCCUAAUUCCCCAGCUAGUUGUGGAACAGGCGACUCUGGGCUAACAACAUAUUUCAGACCUGAAACUUUUCAAGACUAGACUAGACUUGAACAGCACCCCAGCAACAUCUGUCUCUGUCCUCAAGGCUGAAAACAAGGACAAGCACUAAAUGUUAUAUUUUCAGUGAUCAACUAAACAACUUUGCUCUUCAGAGCACUAAGAAUUAAACUAAAUGUCAGUCAUUCAAAGGGCAGGAUUAUCAUUUGAAAGACAAUUGGAGCCUAGGUUCACACACUGCACAUUGAAUUUUGCCCUGGUUCAUUAAAGGAAAUCAAGGCAAUAGAAUCUGUUUCUAGAAGUAAAAUGCAAGGAUGAAACAUUUUGUUAAAGUUGUGCUCUCAAACAUGUUCGAUAUCACAUGUUCGAUAUAAGGGAACAUAGAUCAUUUGUGAUGCUCCCCUCACUAUAUCACAUUCACACUUAAAAUGCCCCAAUACAGUAAUCAGAGGUGCUUGGGACAAUCUGAAUGUAAUCUUGGUGAUGUUUCAGAUUUUAGAUUUAGUUAUGGGAAUGGUCACAUAAGGUUUUCUGGUUCUUCUCUGUUAGGGGUGUUUGUGGCAAAAACAUAAGGGGCUUCAACCCACUGAAAAAUUGGGGGUGCAUCCCUUAUAAUGUUUACAUUUAAGCUUUCCCACUCUUUGAUGUCUUCCUUCCCUAGUCCUAGUCAUACAGUCGAGCUGAGUGGGCGAACAUUUCUCUGCCCGACAUAUUACAAUUCUGUUUUUAAUCAAUCACAAUAACCAAGUUACUAUCUUGUAUGACCUCUCUUAAUUAAAACUGAAAGGGGUACCAAUUUAAAUAACUUGAGCAAGUGAAAUGCAGAAAAUGAAGUAGAAAACCUCAAAAGUUGCCUAUGUGUGAUGAACAAGUCACUAGAGCAGGAAGUGCUAUGAUGUAUUCGCUCUUUACUAAAACAGUCUAUAGACCUGUUUUAUUUAUGCAUUCAAAGGAAUGUUACAUAAAUACCUACUAGCUGUAGAAACAAGGAUGAGGGUUAAAGCAUCACUGGUAAAUGUAAAUAGUCUCUAGUAAUGUAAAAAAGGCAUGAUUCCAAAAUUGAAAAUGAUCAAUUUCAAGAUCCAAACCAUCAAAGAUCCCUGAGAGACAGAUCUCCUCCAUAACAUAAUAAUUUGAGCAGAAUCCAGAAUCUUGAUAGGAGAACACCUACAAAUUGCCUCCACCCAGUAAAUUUGUGAAAAGAAAUCCUUUAUUAAACCACACAAAAUAAUUCAAAAACUGUUAGCAACUGGUGGGAACAUAUAGGAAGGGAUAACCAGUCAGACGCGUUUUGUGCAUUCUAGCAGAGUUGACAAAUAAACCUGUACAUACAGCCCUACUUUGGCUUUUAAUUGCCUUCUGAAUGUGGGUUUUGAGUGCCCACUAUGAACUGCAUCGAGUGCUGUGUGUUAGUAACUUAUAACACUUGUUAUUCUAAUUAUAUAAAUAAUUAAAAUGACCAGAAAUUAUGUUCAACGGCACUAUGUAUACACCAAAAUGCAUAACUUUGUCCUGAUGAAACUGUUUAUGUAAAGUUGAUAUAGGUGUUUUCUUCUGAAAAAUCCUAGAGUGGUAUCUUUAUUCAAAUUUAUAUAUUAUAUAUACCCACACUCACAUAUAUCCAUAACUAUCUGUCUAUCUAUAUGUCUAUAUAUUUCUCUAUCUAUGCAUCUAUUUUAAUAUUACAUGUUCUGCAGUGCUCUGAAUUAAUAAACCUCCUCCUUGUGGGGCACCAAUUUUGAUGACAAUGUGGCCAUUCGUGAUUGCAUUUUAUAGCCUUUUUGAAAAGUUAUUCAUAUUUGUGAAUGACAAGUCCUCUUGGCAGACUAUUUGGGCAGACAAGAUGGGCCAAAUGGUUUUUAUCUGCCGUCACAUUCUAUGUUUCUAUGUUUCUCUUAAGGUGUAUAUGCAUUUCACAUCAACACGUUAAUAAAACUAGUUUCUUAAAGGACAAUACACUCACAGAAUCACAUAUCAAGAAAUCAAUUGGACAUAAAAUAGGUAAUUUAUUGUGAAUUUUGCACACAUUUAAGCAACAAAAUAUACAUUUGUGAACUUCAGAUUUCAUUCUAUACAGGACUAGACCAGCAAUAAAUUAAAUAUACACUAUUUACAGACAGAGGUCACUGGAGACUUACAGAAAGCACCGCCUAUCUAAAAAUAAUAUAAAUAAAUGUUUGGAUUUCCCUCUUUCCCUCAACCCACAUACUUAAAAAUUAUUUUUCAUAAUCUAAAAUUAGAAAUGGAUUCUGCACGUAAUUUGCAAUUAUCUAGUGCUACAUUUAGGUAGAAAUAUUAUAUCUGCAUGCGUCUCUAUAUACAGGUUUUUUCAAUAUUUCUACCUGCAACAAAGUGUAUGGGGCCACAAGCUUGAAAUAAAUUAAACCAUUGGAUUGCAUCCUAGUAUAAACUAAGGCCCACCAGUAUCUGGCUCUUUGAGCACAUCAAGUAUGAGAAUAUAAAAUGGCCACAUACUAUUACAUCAAAGGUCAAGUGAAGACGUACCUAGACCAGUACCUAGAAGUGGUCAUUAGAUUAAUAUACAGGGAUUGUUUUUUUGGCUAGGUGGAUGUAAAUCUGUCACUCAGCAGAUGUAGAUCAUUGACGUUCUUGGCUAGCAACAUUCAUAAAGUUCUAAAUUAACUAACCUUUAUUCCUUAGAAAAAUUAGAGGUUUAAAAAUAAAGCAUUACAAUUAACAUUUUUUUUUCAAAUAUACAAAUAUUUAAUGAACAUAACUUGUUGAAAAAAACAAAACAAAAACAGACAUAACAUCCAACGUGAUGAAUUUUAAGCUGUGACUGUGUUCAAAGAAAUUUGAAUAAAAUUAAAACAUAUUUGCAGCCCAUUGUUUUUAUUGGUUGGUUUAGCACAUUUUUGUUACUGUACGUUUGUUGAUGUUAUAUUAAGGAUUUGGAAGUGUACAUAAUGUUGUAAAUAUGAAAUUUCUUGACAAAUCAUUCAUGCUAAAGGGAAGUGCUUUUUGUUAUCUAUAUGUGCCCUGAGUGUUACUUAAUGUUAUUAUAAUUAGUUUCACUCUCAGCUAGAUGUGUAUAGUGCUUGGCUAUGUUUGACGACACUUGUAGCCCAGUCUGCUCUAAGCUGUGAACUCCAUUACAGAAACACUGAGAAGAAUAUUCUCUGAAGACAACAAAAGAGUUUUAUAUUUUACUUCAAAACAUUAUGUAAUCAACACAAAUGGGGACUUUUUUCAUUUGUAAAUUGUAGAUGGUAGACAACUGACUUAUUAGCAAUAUUUAGGUUCAAAUAAUGAAGUUGGAAAUGUAUUCAACUGUCAACUCAAGACAACUUGUGAGGACUCACCACAUAGUUGAUCUGUUUCAGAGUUUGACAACCAAAAAGUCAUGUCUAGUACACCUAUUGCUAACACUUUGAAUACACAAGAGGUUAAAAGUAAUAAAACAAAUAUAUAGUUACAAUCAUUUCAACAACCACAUUUAUUUGUAUCCUCUUUGGUUCUGGGAAUAUGUGUUGCUUUUUUAAGUAUCAUAAAUAAAUAUCUCACUAAUGUACAAAUAAAAUAUUUCUUUUACAAUAUGAUAUUUUAUCUAUUAAACUCCUGAUGAUAUUCUGAAAUAUGUCAUUUUUAAAUCUCUGUAAAAUUAGUUGUUUUUUUUUUAACUUACAAUACAGUCUUUGUAGAAGAAAAUUAAAUUAUAUGAAAUAAAUAGAAUAUUUUAUUGAAAUUCUUAAACAUUAGCUAUGAGCAUCCUUUAUAAAUUGUUUGAGUUACAUGUUUAAAUCCCUAGCCAUGGUAUGAACAAUGUAGUAUUAGAAUUUAAUAUUGCAUGUUGAGUGAUUUCAGCCUAUCGUGGCGUUUCAUGAUUGGGCAGCUUUGGAUAGAUUAUGCAGAAGUAAAUCAUCCACAUUAUCUGAGCCACAUAUGUAAUGUCAGGUGAUAGGCCCUAGUUCUUAUCUAAGCUGUACAAGUGAACCCUGGCUUUAGGUUCUAAGAAAGCCCUGUGUUUCUUCAAAAUGCUUAAAAAUAGUUUGACAACAAAAAUUCAAAGAGGCACUGAAAGAUUAUUUGAGCCAUAACCAAGACAUUGAGAAGUAGGGGUUAUGGUGUUAGCGUGCCUGUGAACUAUGUUACACAAAGGUAAAUAUCGUCAAGAUAUCUCAAAUGUGGUAUAUUUAUCCUAUGUGGUACUUCUGGUGGAUGUAGAGCAGAAGUAGGCAACUUUUGGCACUCAAAUAAUGCUCUUACAGCCACAAUGCUGGCAAAGCAUCAUGGGAGAUGAAGACCACAUCUGGAGUGCCAAAGGUUGCCUACCACUGGUGUAUAUUGUAUAGUUACACAUUUCGUAAUGCUAUUUGGCAGUUGUAGUGGUUAAAUUAAAAGUUGCAAUCAGGGAUGUUUUAUCAUUAUAAUAACAUUAUUUAGUUGAAUUAAGAUGGAGAAACAUGGUUUAAACACAUGAAAACAACCAUAAUCCUUGCCAUCAUCACAAUACAGUCCUUGUAUCCCUACACUAGCACAGCAUAUCCUGCUUAUCAAGUGUCAGACAAUGCCUAGAAUCCUGAUAAUGAAAAUUACUCCAAGCACCAUGAACAGUUGAAGUGGUCAUAAUAACCUGGAGUUUUAUAAUGUAGUUUGAAGUUCUUCACCAGUAGUAAUAGUUUCAACAAGGCUGGAUAUUUGAUAUUGAUAUCUGAACAUAUUUUCCUUUAAAUGUAUUUUAGCCCUCUGCAAUAAAAGGUAUAGAGAUUCCUUGGGGGAUUUGAAUGCAAUGACAAUGAUGGGAAAUAUUAGUGGAGAAUGAAUUUCUCAUUUCCUUGCCAUCAGUAAGAUAUACAAAUAUAAAUCUCAAAGGACUCUUCAUCAUUUGCCGACUUUCAAGAACUAAUUGAAAGCUAAAUAAAACCACUUGUUCCCAUUUAUUCAUGUCAAUAUUGGGAACAUGGGCAGAAGGGUAUUACUACUCAUUUCCAAAGCACUCAAUAUGUUUGAAUAGUGCUUACUCUUGUGAAUCAUGUAAAACAUCUGAACUCUCCUACUAUUCUGUGUUUACAAUACAGUGAAAUAAAGAUAAUAUAGAAGUGAUUUUUUUUAACUGAAGGUGCAGCCUUAUGUAGUUAAUUCAAAAUGUAGAAAUAAGGGCUAUCUACUGUUAAUACUAAAUAUCUAUCUUCACUGAAAUGGCACCUUGAUUUUUUUGUGAAGCCCUAGUUCUCUGAGGCCCACUUUAAUUUUUUCUCAUGAUUAGUACAGUUCUCUCAACUCUAACAAGCUGGUGGGAAUCACUAUACUCCAGCAUUGGAAAUCUAUUCGGAAUUUACACAAACAAGACAAUUUUCGUCCCAGUUGCGAUUGUUAUGAACACGAAUGCCCAAGCCUAAUAAUUAUUAUAACAUAUAUUUAAAUAUAUAGAUGAUAUGGUUCUACUGUUGAUGGGUUGGCAAAUGAGAACAGUCGACAGUCUCAAGGAGUGCCGUGAAAGUUUGAUAGUGUUUUAAACAAUUCUAAUGAAAUAUUGGUAACAAAGUGAUGAUGUGGACCCAUUAAGUAAGGGUUUUCAACUGAAAUAAAUCAAGAAUAAUGAUCCCAGGUUACCAGGAUGGAGAUCUUUAACUGGUUGGAUUCAUAAGAUUCUUCAGGCUGGAUUCUAUUAUAAGAGAUGAACAUAUUGAUGUUAACUGAAUAAUAAAUUUAGUAUAGCUGUCAGCUAGUGACCUGCUAUUAACAGGGAUAUAUAUUAGAGGGACAGUCCACUGACCAAAUACAAUUUUUCAUUUUUUUUAAAAUCAGUGUUUAGUAGAUAUACCCUAAAUGAAAACACAUUUGCAUUUAAUUAUACAUUUGUUUCACUGUGAGCAUAUGCUGAGAUAAGGUUGCAAAACCUGCAGUUUCUUGACUGUUUCUUUUGCAAACUCUCAACUUCUAACCCUGCUCAGAUUUCCUGUGGUUGUCCAAUCACAGACUUCCCAAUGCAGCAGUGAGAAGUCUUUGCGAGGGAGGUACCAGGUUAAUUUAUAAAAUAAUUAAUUUCUAUUAAAAUCUGCAGUGUUUGCAAAAUUACAAAAAUAGGAUACACUCUUUACACGUAAUGCUUUGUAGCAAGCUAAAGUGCUUUAGGAGUCUGGAGUGUCCCCUUAAAUGGAUACUUUACAGGGUGGCCAAGCAACUUGCAACCUAUGAGCUUUUUGGAUUGCAAAUUCUAUCACUUUCCAGUGUACAAGUAACAGACAAUUUUAGAUUGAGGUGGGAGAGAAAGAAGAGGAAAUUUUAGUUCUGUAAUACAAGAUGCACCAAAGCAGCUCAUCUACUGCUCAUUGUAAUAUUAGUUUAAAAUAUUGGCAUUACAACGAUUUGCUUAUGACUAAGACACACCAAGGGUUAGUAGAACUGCGAACUGAUUGUACCUGACAACUGAAAUGACACAUUAGUAAAGCCAUGUGACCAGAUAAUGGAUGUCAGCGAUGGGAAAGGAUGAUCAAAGCUGUUCUGAUUGUUUCAGUAACGGGCAUUUGUGAUGUGAAUUUAGAGUGAACAAUCACUAUAUAUAUAUACCAUGUAGAUUAUUCUCAAUAAAGUAAGAAACAUAUUCUUGUGGAUAAAAUAACUGGAAACUGUUGGACAGCAAAGCUACUGCUUAAAGGAACACUAAUAAAAAAAAAAAACAAUUAUAAUUAUUAUAUAUUUUUUUAGUUAGAUGCAUUUCUUUCCUAGUUUCAAAUAGUGGGCCUCUCAUUGAAAAAUAUAAUAAACUUUGAAACUUACUAUUAUUCCAGCUCAGAGAAAGACAAGCUCACGGUACAAGACUCUGUCUACUGCCUAAAUGUUUCUCAUAGAGAAUCACUGAAGACGUAUGGCGCAUGUAUGCUACAAUCAAGCAAACUGAGGCAUCGCUAUGAGAUGCAUCAAAUCUAAUUCUCCAUGAUGAGAAGAACUGGACAAAUAUCCAAGGACUAAUAUCUCCAUACUUUGAAUUUAAUUAUUGAAACUAUUUUUAGUAAUUUUGGGGAUUGUAAAAUGAUAGCAGAUUUAAUCUAAAGGGCUGCAGGGGUAACCAAUAUGCCCCAAAAUUAUAUCAUUAAAAUGAAGUGGUUUUGGUGCUUAGAGUGUUUCUUUAAUAGGUCGAUUCAUUUUUGAUAGGUUAAUAUUCAUAUAUAACUACAUUGUUUCCUUUACAUGUGAUAAUAGUGUGUAUCACUAUUAUAUAUUGGAGUAUUUAAGAACAUUUAGUAUGGCUAUUAUCAGGAAUUCAAUGUGCAUUUAAAGGGAAUUUAAGCCUUAAUUUGGGCAAAACUAACUGAAUUGGAGAAAUGCUUUGCAGCAACUAUAUAUUCCCUUCAGUAUUUGGAAUUCACUUUGAAAUAACUUUCAAUUUCUGACAAUUCACUAUUAAGUGAGUAACUGUAAAUUUACAAUUCCUAUACAUAUUUUUGAGAUUUGAAAAAAUGAAAUUCAAAUUUUGAGAUUUUCCUCUAGAUUUGAGCAGGAGUCAACUAGCAAUCUCAUAUGACACUUGCCAUGGAUCAUAAUCAUAUAGUGCCUGUUUGUUUUAGUUUUUUUUUACCUUGAACCAUGUAUUGUUCAAUAUGACCAUGUAAUGACCAAUAGUAGUCGGUAAUAUUUCAUAGCCUUCUAUUAUGUAAAGGAGUAAAAAUAAAUUAACAAUAUCUUAAUUUUUGGUAAUAAUCGUACAUUUGGAUCCAUUCUUCAGGCUUGAAUUACAGUACAGUUUAAACAUUCAGGUCGAUUUUUAUGUGCGUGUGCAUUGAAUGUACAAGAAGCAAAAAAUAUCGCAAAAUGAUCCAUCCAUGUUUAGAAUGGCUCGUCCAUCUUCUGCAUGGCAUCAUCACAGUAUCACAGGAAUAAUAAAGGAAUCUGGGUAAGCUAUACGAACAUCUUCAGGUUUGGGCAGAUGAAAAAGGCAGUAUCAAUGUAUCAAACGCCAGGCACCAUUUUCAGAUGGAAUGUACUUACUAUGGUGAGAUACCAUAUUGUCAGUGAUCUUAUCGUAUCCACCCAUUUCAAUAUUGAUGAAGAAGUUGGCACAGUGUGAUCAGGUAGGUUGAAUAAAAUGAUCACACGUACAAAGAUAGGUUAAAAAAAAAAAAAACAAUGUCUUCUUUUCAUUUUAAGAAGAAAAAAAUAAAUAAAAUUCUGCUGUUGGACAGAAAAUAUUAAAAGAACAUAAAAUCUGCUCACAAUACAAGUCUCACUGGACAUAGGGAGUGCAUAAAAACAACAGUUCCUUCUUCAUUCUUUUUUGGGAAUGGCCUGAUCACAAAGUGUAUCCAUUAAUGCAACAUGGCAGUAUCUAUUAAUGGAGUGAAUGUACCCUUGCCGGUCAGUUUUGAAGACAGGAAAC
Molecule: messenger RNA, 22517 nt
Organism: Pelobates cultripes (western spadefoot toad)
Lineage: Eukaryota; Metazoa; Chordata; Amphibia; Anura; Pelobatidae
Source: the annotation of a GenBank genome assembly